Molecule: messenger RNA, 4264 nt
Organism: Urocitellus parryii (Arctic ground squirrel)
Lineage: Eukaryota; Metazoa; Chordata; Mammalia; Rodentia; Sciuridae
Gene: Fastkd5
Product: FAST kinase domains 5
Biological process (GO): regulation of mitochondrial mRNA stability; mitochondrial RNA processing
Cellular component (GO): mitochondrial matrix; ribonucleoprotein granule
Molecular function (GO): RNA binding
Source: RefSeq, a predicted model, not a curated record
CUAUGGACUAUUUUUGCCUACCAAGAGAUUCAACCUAGAGUCAGAUACUAUAGAUUCAGAUUUGGCAAUCUACCUCUUGAAGUCCCAAAUUCUGCUUGAAGAAGCCAUAGUACUGCAAACAACAACAACAACAAAACAAAACAAAGCCCAAACCAAACCAAUAAAACAGCAGCCAACUGUAUAAAGAUGUACUGUGAAAGAUUUCUGCUAUAGUUCACAAAGAAAGAAAUUAAAUACAUUCCUGCCACCAAGAGAAGCCUGUGUAGUUUGCCUACCAUAAUAGCCACUGGCCUGCCUUAUAGUUGUGGUUCUUAUGCUAUGGGCUCUGGAAGAAAGGACCUGACAGCAGAAUUGGGCAGACAUUUCAGAAAGUCAUUCUGACCCCCUGAGAGCCCUUGUGGAAUUUUCUGCAACCCUUGUGGAAUAGCCUUAUGUGCUCCAUGAGUUGGCAGCUCAGAUCUCAGUUUUUGCUUAUUAGGCUUUGGCACCUAAAUGGAAAGAAAGAAUAACUAUUAAGGAAAGCAAGAGUAUGGCAGAGUCAGUUUCAUAGCCUCUAUGAUUUCUGCCAUGGAAGAAAAAUGAAAAUUGUACUGUUUACAGGCAGAGUAAGGAUAUAAUCAGCACUUGAUUCAGUACUUGUCUCAGUAGAAGCGUUGCCAAUCUGCCUUUAUCAUAGGAAAGCUGCACUGCUCCCCCACAUGGUAGCCAGGUAGUAUGGUAAAAUGAUGUUCCCUGAACUCUAAGCCCUGCUUAGAGUUCAUUUUUUUUCUUUUUUAGUAGUAUUGGGGAUUGAACCCAGGGCCUCACACAGUUAGGGAAGUGCUCUGCCACUGAAUCACUCCUAGCUCAACAUGAAUUUCUGAAUAUACUUCCUGGCUGAACAACUACUUUGCACUAGUGAUUCAGAUUCUCUUACAAGCCCCCUGGUGCUUAGCACAGUGGCCCAUGGAUUGAAGGUUUGAAGCCAGCCUGAAUAAUGUAGUGAGACUCUGUCUCAAAAAGGGCUGGAGAUGUAGCACAGUGGUAGAGUACUCCUUGAUUCAGACUCUAGAACUAAAAAAAUCCUUCUGGAGAUAACAGUCACCAUCUUCUGAAAGGUAUAGGCAUAGUGUUAGAAUAACAGAAUUUUGUAAUUAAAAGUUUGAAUUAUAAGAAUUGGGAGUGUUAUUUUGUGUAUAAGUUAAAUCUUAUACCAAAUCCCACUUUUUCCUUUAUGCAUGGCAGUUUUUAUAAACUUUCUGUUCUCCAAGUGUGAUCUUUCUGUGUUGAUAUUAAAGAGAUGGAAUGAUUGCUUACUUUCACUCCCAGCUUUCUAUUGAAUGUUAGUAGAGCACCUGUCUUCUCUAGUUGUCACUGCUUCUCUUCUGAAAGGAAGAAAGUGUGGACUGAACAGCAGUCUAGGAACUACUCUGGUACCCUGGGUUUGGGGUUUUUCUCUGCCUUUAUUCAAGUAUCUGGCACCAAUUCGGGCUGAGUCAUUUGUGAACCGUGACUCUUGUGAUAUGCCGAAGAUUCCAGGCAGUUUCUGUGGAACAUCUCCCCGUCCAGCUCUAAUCAAGCAUCAUAUAAACAAGAAAUUGUUUGGUCAAACCUGUGAGGACUGUGCUCUGACUGCCAAAAAGAUCAGUACUGACAUCAGAAUGGCAGCUACUCUCAAAUUAUUAAAACCUUUAAAAUAUCAAGCAUUUCGCGAUUCUUUUGCCUACAGUGCCACCCAAAGUGUGGCAUAUUGGAAUAUGGGAAGCAAUAUACGACAUAGGGGAAAGGCCCCUCCUGAGCGUAGUAGUUCCUGCCAUCCUGCCAGAAAAGUUAAGAACGUUGGUAGUGGCACCUUUUCUCAGAGGGUCUUCACAAUCAGCCAUGCCUUUCUGGGUUUGGAAUUCAGCAAAGCUUCUACCUCUAAAGCCAGGAAGUUGCAGCUGGACUCACCCAGGACUAUGAAAAUUGAUGAAGAGGAUGUAGAAGUUUUUGAUUCCUUUGAAGGCACCCGAGUUUUCCUACAGCUAAGGCCAGAAUACCAGCUUCACAGCUAUAACAGAUCUGAGACUUGUCAGCCCCUCUCUGUUUCAGAAGGCGAACUAAUUUUGCACAAAGUCACAGUUUAUCAAAGUAACCUUCAACCUCAAAUCAUUGCUGAUUAUUUCUGUAAGCUGAGCUCUUUGCCUACAGAACAGCAUCCUGUUUUGCUGACAAGUACCAGCUUUGCUCUGCUCUGCCAAUUGAGUGUGAAAAAUAUACAAGUCUUUGAUAUUCCAGAUCUAAUCAGUAUUUUGAAAGCCUUUGUUAGUUUAGGAAUUCCUCACUCUCAUUCAAUGCUAGAUGUGUAUGAAACCAGGUUUUGUCAACAGGUAUGGGAGAUGAGUCUGAAUCAGCUUCUCUUGGUGGCUGAUCUCUGGCGGUGCUUAGGUCUCAGAGUACCUCAGUUUUUAAAAAUUUUUUUUAGUUACCUUAAUUUGCACUGGAAAGAUCUAUCCUUGUCCCAGCUGAUUCACUUAAUUUAUAUUAUAGGUGAAAGUCGACAGGUGCCUCAGGACCUAAUGCAAAAACUGGAAUCAUUGAUCCUUAAGUAUAUAGAUUUGAUCAACUUAGAGGAGGUUGGUACAAUCUGUUUGGGAUUCUUUAAGUCAAGUAGUAGUCUCUCUGAAUUUGUAAUGCGGAAACUUGGAGAUUUGGCUUGUGCUGACAUGGAGCAUCUGAGUAGUCAUGCCUUAGUGCAUAUUCUUAAAAUGUUCAGAUUCACUCAUGUGGAUCACGUAAAUUUCAUGAAGCGCUUUGGAGAGAUAGCUCCUCAGCGAAUUCCUUCCCUGGGGGUUCAGGGUGUUAUGCACCUGACUCUUGCCUGCUCAGCUUUACACUUUCUGGAUGAAGGAGUAAUGAAUGCCGUGGCUGCUUCUUUGCCUCCUAGAGUAGUGCACUGUCGCAGUAAAGAUAUUGCCAAAAUUCUGUGGUCAUUUGGAACUCUGAAUUAUAAGCCACCCAACACAGAAGAAUUUUAUUCUAGCCUGAUCAAUGAAAUUCACAGAAAGAUGCCUGAAUUCAACCAAUAUCCAGAACACCUGCCCACCUGCCUGCUGGGUCUAGCAUUUUCGGAGUACUUUCCAAUAGAGCUUAUUGAUUUUGCUUUGAGUCCAGGGUUUGUCAAGCUAGCUCAGGAGAGAAGUAAAUUUGAACUCACCAAGGAACUGUAUACUCUUGAUGGUACAGUUGGUGUUGAGUGUCCAGAUUAUAGAGGCAGUCGUCUUAGUUCUUACCUUCAGCAAGAGGCAUCUGCUAAGCUUUGGAAUUUAGCAAGGAAAGAUAUGAACUCAAAGCCUGAAUUCCUAGAAGCUCUCUCUUUACUUGAGACCAUGUUGGGCGGCCCCCAGUACAUCAAGCACCAUAUGAUUUUGCCUCAUACUCGGUCUUCUGACUUAGAGGUCCAGCUUGACAUUAACAUGAAGCCAUUACCAUUUAAUAAAGAAGCCAUACCAGCUGAUGAUGUAGCCGAAUUAAGGCUUAAGCAUGUAGGAGUCAGCCUUACAGAUAAUUUGAUGAAUCAGUUGCUGAAAGGGAAAGCAAGAGGGCAUUUCCAGGGGAACAGUGAGUCAGAGACUUUGCAGCAGCCUGUAAAGUCAGAGAAGGAAUCCUUGGGGAACUUUCUUUCCAAUAUGGCAGGUAGAUUGGGAGCUGUGGAGAUGGCUGGCCUGCAUCCCUCAGCCCAUGUGCAGGCCCCACCAGUGAAGCUGGCUAUUCAGCUGACGAACAGGAACCAAUAUUGCUAUGGUUCCAGGGAUCUGCUUGGACUGCACAAUAUGAAGAGGCGGCAGCUGGUUCGGCUUGGGUACCAUGUGGUAGAAUUAUCCUACUGGGAAUGGCUCCCACUACUAAAACGAACUCGUUUAGAGAAGCUGGCUUUCCUCCAUGAGAAAGUGUUCACUUCUGUUCUCUAAAGGGCUUUCAUGGGUAUUUUUACUCUAAACUGUUGGUGUACAGGUUGAGCAUCCCUAAUUUGAAAAUCCAAAACGUUCCAGAAUCUGGAACUUUGAGUACCACCAUGACAUUAACUUUGGAUUUUAGACUUUUGGAUUAGGGAUAUUCAAAUGGUAGUCUAUGCAGAUAUUUCUUAAUCUGAAGCAACUCAAAGUCUUUCUUGUCUCAAGCUUUUUUUUUUUUUUUAACUAGGAACUGAGCCAGAGGCUCCACAUUCCRACCCUUUUUUUUGUUGUUGUUGUUUUGAGACAGGGUCUUGCUAAGUUGCUUAGGACCUCUCUAAGUUGAUGAGGCU